AUGGCUGGCAAGAAGGGAGAAAACGCGAAAAAGGUGGCCGGAAAUGCCCGCAAGGCGGAAGCUGCGGCCAAGAAGGGCGCCGCCGAGGAUGCUCAUCGCGAGCAUGUCGAGGACGAGAAGUGGCAGAAGGGUUCCAAGAAUAACUCGAAGAAGGAAGCCGAAGAAGCCAAGCGAGCAGAGGCCGCGAGAAAAAAGGCCGAGAAGGAUGCUUUGAUGAAGGAGGAAGAGGAAAAUAUCGGUGGCCGUGCCGAACCCAAGAAAGCCAAGACGGCCGUCAAGAAGUCGCGCGGCCUGGACUUGUCGCAGCUCGAUGACGGGCCCAGCACUCUCAACGCCAGCGGCAUCGACAAUGCGCUCGACGCUCUGUCGCUGACUGCCGGAGGCAGCGAUGGCAAGGUUGACACGCACCCCGAGAGGCGCUUUGGCGCUGCCUACCGCGCGUACGAGGAGCGCCGUCUGGACGAGAUGAAGGCCGACGGUAGCGGCACGGGUCUGCGUCUGGAUCAGCGCAAGCAGCGCAUCCGCAAGGAGUUUGAAAAGAGCCCCGAGAACCCCUUUAACCAGGUCACGGCCGCUUACAAUGCUACGAGAGACGACAUUCGCGAAGUUCGUGAAAACGAGAAGAGCAAGAUUGAGAAGCGCCUUGGUGCUUGA
Molecule: messenger RNA, 654 nt
Organism: Beauveria bassiana ARSEF 2860
Lineage: Eukaryota; Fungi; Ascomycota; Sordariomycetes; Hypocreales; Cordycipitaceae
Product: DUF1014 domain protein
Exons: 2
Coding region: 1-654 (217 amino acids)
Biological process (GO): transcription by RNA polymerase II
Cellular component (GO): nucleus
Molecular function (GO): transcription coactivator activity
Source: RefSeq, a predicted model, not a curated record